CCCGGAAAUGACGACAGCAAUAAUGGCACUAGCACCAUUUUUAAACAACACACAGCAUACUUGUUUACAAAAAGAAGAUUGGCUUUUGCAUGUUUCUUUCUUUUUGUUACAGUUUUUACAUAAGCCAAAAUGUGACAUUAGGAAGCCGUUUCUCCUGUAAGCGAUUUUAGGUUUGUUGAAGUACAUCAUGGAGACAACGCCGAUAAAACAGACAAUUCAUGAAACUAACAUUACACCGAAUACAACACGGUCUUUAUCAAGUAGCUCAAGUAAAGCUGAGCCCAUGAGUGCCUCACUGAAGGCAAGGUUAAAACGAACACGGCGCACAUUCACAUCCCCCAUCAGUGUUGUGAAACGCCUUAAAAUUGAGGAUGACAUCCAACCACAGACUUCACAACCAGAAGACACUUACCACAACGUGACUGACGACAGAGAGAAUGAGACUGAUAUUAACCAGAAUGAUAUGAGGGAGCAAAGAGACUGUGAACAUAACACAGAACAUGACUUGAUUCAGCAAUGUGAAGAACUAAAGAAACAAGUUAAACAGAAAUCAGAAACCUUGCGAAGAUUAAAGAUGGUCAAAAUGUAUCGAAAAAAGAAUGACCUGACCCAGCUGCAGACGCUAAUAGAGAAAUGGAGAAGCUGUGCCCAAUCUGUGCUGUAUGAAUUACAGAAUGAACUGACCACAGAAGGCCAAAAAAUGAGCCUUUCCCAGCUCAUAGACAAUUUGGGGUUAGAUGACAAAAUACUGCACUUUGAUAGGACAGAAGAGGACUUCACACACACUUGACAUUUAUUGCAUACAAUUCUUCAUCUUUGUUUAAACUGGUUGUAACAACAGUCAGCUGAAUAU
Misgurnus anguillicaudatus (oriental weatherfish) is the source of this 853-nucleotide messenger RNA. It is a transcript of the gene sfr1, whose product is annotated as SWI5-dependent homologous recombination repair protein 1. Gene Ontology annotation, cellular component: Swi5-Sfr1 complex. The record is from RefSeq and is a predicted model, not a curated record. NCBI's taxonomy places the organism in Eukaryota, Metazoa, Chordata, Actinopteri, Cypriniformes, Cobitidae. Gene Ontology annotation, biological process: double-strand break repair via homologous recombination; positive regulation of DNA-templated transcription.